CUUAAUUACUGCGACAAUGAUAUAGUGCGAAAUAGAGGGGCUAUAUCAUUACUCAGCAGCUGAAAUAGAAGUGUUAUAUCAUAACUCAUAAACCCAUUGUCCCAAACGUCCUACUGAUAACGCUGAAAUAUGUUCUAACGUUCAACCGAACUAAUGUACGGUACGUGCAACGAUUUUAAGCACAAAGUAGAGCUCGAAGUCUUUUUCUGUGCCGAUGUUUUAUUUUCCUUUUUUAUUAUCAUGGCAACAUUACUUAAUUUAAAAUUUUCUGUAGUUGUAGACUGUAACGUAAGAUAUCGUUUGUAGUUGUAUAAAUCAAAUAGUAAAAUGGAAUAUAAUGGAAGAGUUAGAAAUACAAAAAAUCUAGUAAUUUUAAUGUUUAUUCUUAUCAUUUGUUUCUGCACCUCCGGGCAUACUUGCUUGUUUACAUAUAUUUUAUACUCUUAUACUGUUAAAUUCUGACAUUUUGUAUAUAUUUUAGUAAAAGUUUCAGUAGAAAUAUUUAUUCAGGUAUCGGAAUGGAUGAUUCUUUCGUAUUGUUGGCUGCGUGGAGACGAACGGAUAAGAAUCACAGUGUCAAACAAAGAAUGAGUGAAACCUUUUCUGAUGUCUGUAUUUCCAUAACGAUAACCUCAUUAACCAAUUUUAUAUCAUUCAUUUUAGGAGUUAUAACUCCUUAUAGAAACAUUCGUAUCUUCAGUAUAUAUAGUGCCAUAUCAGUGUUAUUCGAUUAUAUUUAUCAAAUAUUUUUCUUUGGUGCGGUGAUGGCAAUCGACGGUUACAGAGAAAAGCAAAAUUUCCAUUCCUUACUUUUAUAUCGUGUUCGUACAGAUGAGACAGAAAGAAACUCGACAAGUAUCGAAAAAAUUCUGAAGAUCAUGAAGAUAGCGAAAAGUUUUCCCGAAAAAUUAAGUGCUUUUUUGAGCCAAAACUUUAUCAAAGUAUUAGUAAUAUUUUCAUUUACUUGUCUAUUAACAGGAGCAAUUUAUAAUAUUAAUUCCAUAAAACAAGGACUAGAUUACACUGAUAUAUUUCCAUUCCAUUCUUACGCUGAGAAAUAUACGAAAAUGCAUUAUGAAUAUUUCACCGAUUAUCCUCUUACAGUACAGCUAGUGUUUAAUCAAACUCUAGAUUAUUCAAAUUCAUCCGUUCAAAUGGACAUAGAAAACAUCUUAAGAACAUUCGAAAGUGCCCCUUACAUGACUGGACCCAAUUAUACCGAAUGUUGGUUGAGAGAAUAUUUGUCUUAUAUUCGUGAUUCUAGAAUAAAUUACUUGAUUAAAGAUUUUGAUGUAAAUACAACGCAGGGAUUUUUAGACGGAUUGAAAAAAGUGUUUUUAAAAUUUUACAAUGGAAUAUUUGAAGAUGAUAUCCUGUGGAAUAAGGAUCGUGAUCAAAUUUUAGCUUCGAGAUGUUUGUUUGCAUAUCGCAAUGUCAGAACCGGACGUGAUGAAAAAUCUUUAAUCGAAGAAUUACGUAAAAUUGCAGCUGAGAGCAAAUAUGAUGUAUUUGUUUAUAACAUGUGGUUUGUAUUGUACGAUCAGUAUUUAAAUAUGCCUGCAAUAUACUUGAAAGCCGUAGGAAUCGCUAUUUUGUCUGUAUUUGUUAUAUUCUUUACAUUUAUUUCUGACAUAUCUUACAGCAUUGCUGUUUUAUUUACUGUUAUUUGUAUUCAAGUAGAAACUUUGGGUUAUGGAAGUGCAUGGAAUGUGGGAUUAAAUAUUAUUUCUAAGUGGCCCCAUACAAGAGAACAGACCAAGAACAACACUGAUCUGGUCAAUAUGGCUCGUAGUUCAUUAUCGGGUGUCCCUUACCUAGCGACAAUUCUUGUUCUCUUAUAA
Messenger RNA from Centruroides sculpturatus (bark scorpion), 1841 nucleotides. RefSeq names its product patched domain-containing protein 3-like. The record is from RefSeq and is a predicted model, not a curated record. The transcript is spliced from 3 exons. Bases 519 to 1841 code for a protein of 440 amino acids. Lineage: Eukaryota; Metazoa; Arthropoda; Arachnida; Scorpiones; Buthidae. Gene Ontology annotation, cellular component: membrane.